AGAUAGGCACAGCAUACUAUGCAAUGUAAAAAUAGCAAUAAAUUGUUUACAUAAUCCAUUGUAAGGUGGGACAAAACCUUGACAUGCAUGCUACUGACGUUAUACGCUACCUGGUUAAAGCCUAUAUAAAGUACCAACAUUUUGCCUGUGAUAUUACUUAUUAAAAAUAUCAACAAUGAUUCAAGCCAGAAUAAUCAGUGCUUUCCUUUUUCUUUUUGUCAUUUCGUGUGUAUCUGCUGCCUCUAAAACCGGUACCGAAACUAUCCAAGGCUUGGGUAAAAGAAAGCAGGAAAUUUUGAACAAUGGUGGUGGUGUCUAUGAUCUUGCUAUUGCUAUGCUUGAAACCACUGACUUGAAUACUGACUAUGUUUAUGGUGAUGGCAAGACUGGUGACUCAGCCAACUUUGGUAUUUUCAAGCAAAACUGGCUCAUGCUCCGUACUUCCUCUUCGCAAUUCAAACAAUACAGCAAGGAUGACUCUAACCAGGGUGCCGUCUUAAACAAGAAUCUUGCUCAAGAUAUUAAGGCUAGACAGGAAUCUCAAAAGUUUUAUGGUCCUGAUAAAUGGUUUGCUGGUCAUCGUAACGGUGAAUCUGGUCUCAGUAACCCUUACACUCAAGAUAUCACGGAUUACAAGAACGGUGUCAAUUGGAUUUACAGUCAGCUUACAAAAGAUAAAAAGUACUUGUCUGACGACACUAGAUUCUGGAUUUACGUAGUUCCUAUUUAAUUUAAACGCUUAUUCACUUUAGUUAAAUUGUUUUACAUUAUUACUGGCACUUUUAAGUAAA
This is a messenger RNA of Mucor mucedo, 791 nucleotides long. RefSeq lists its product as uncharacterized. The record is from RefSeq and is a predicted model, not a curated record. Bases 176 to 730 code for a protein of 184 amino acids. The transcript has a single exon. NCBI's taxonomy places the organism in Eukaryota, Fungi, Mucoromycota, Mucoromycetes, Mucorales, Mucoraceae.